AAAAGUUUGUGAAAAUCUAUUCAUUUAUAUUAUUUGGAUUAAAUUAUGAAAAUGUUUGUUUGUUGUUCCCAAUUCUGAUUUUUUCUGAUCAACUAAUAAAUAAAUUGACACUUUCUAUAUAUAAAUUUAACUUGUUUCCUUCAUCUUCAUUCAUCUUAGUUGGUUGAUUCCUAUUAAGUUAAUCAAAUAUACAAGAAAAUAAUGUCAUUUAAUAGUCAGCGAUCUAAUUAUGAAAUUAAAGUUACCCCAACUCUUCAUCCUAUCCAUGAAUCAAAUAAUGAUAACAAUUCGAAGCCAUGUUUUCCCAUUCGAUAUUAUAUCGCUUUUGUCUCUUCGAUAACAAUGGCCAUUAUGUUUGCCGUUCGAAAUUGUCUAACUGUUGCAAUCGUUUCAAUGACUUAUGAUGAGGUGACGGAAUCAAUCAAUGGAAGUUCGUUGUUAACAUCUCUCAAUGGUGGAAAUGAUUCUGUGGUUAUUAAACCGCUAACCGAAAAGUUUCACUGGACUGCAAGUCAAGAGGGUGUCGUUCUUGGGGCCUAUUUCUAUGGUUAUGCAGCAUUUCAAAUAAUAACCGGAGUUUUAGCUGAUAAAUUUGAUGUUGUUCGUAUGAAUAUUAUUAGCACCGUUAUUGUGUCAGUUUUAACGGCACUUAUUCCAAUGGCAGCUCGUGCCGGUGUCAUUUAUAUCUCAAUCGCUCGGAUAAUUAUUGGUAUAUUUCAUGCACCAACAAUCGCGUUAAUAUUAGUUUUAGCCAGUAAAUGGUUCCCUCCGGACGAGGUUGUUUUACCGAUUUGUUUACUUAACUUUGGUUGUAACAUUGGUACUGCUGCGGCUAUGCCAUUCACCGCUUGGCUUUGUAAUCAAGUUCAAUGGGGAGGAUGGCCAAUGGUCUUUUACUCGAUGGCGGUAAUUAAUAUGAUCAUCCCUGUAUUGUGGUUUGCAACAGUAACACCAACACCUGAUAAUCAUCCAUUUAUAUCAGAAUAUGAAAAGGAUUAUAUUAAUAGUGCUAAUUCAAACAUUGGUCAAAUCAAGAUGAAAGUUCCCUGGUUAUCGAUUUUAAGUUCAGUCAAAAUCUGGUCAAUUAUCACUGUGAAAGGUUGUCUUGCGAUUGGUUACAUGGUGAUAAACACGAAAAUCCCUGCAUAUCUUGAGUCUCAACUUGGAAUGGAUCUUUCCAGUAACGGUACAUUCAACUCGUUAAUUUAUAUCGCACUCGGUUUUUCCAAUCUGGUGACUGGACCUUUUUUCAAGUAUCUUAUUAGCAAAGGUUACGUGUCCAGGACAGUGGCUCGAAAAAUCGCUGAAAGUAUUACGGUUUUCCUUCCGGCUAUCGCUCUGGCUUCAAUCCCUUUCGUUGGGAAAGAUGUAACUGUGAUCAAAGUUCUUUUAAUUGUAUCGGUGUUUUUCAUGGGAUUUCAAUCAGCUGGUGAUUGGCCAAUAGUUUCCGAAGUAGCCCCUGAUUUAGCUGGAAGUGUUUUUGGCAUUUGUAAUACCAUUGGAGCGGCAGCGGGAUUCAUUUCACCCUUGAUCAUUGGAGGUUUACUUGAUAGUGGAUUACCGAGCAAUCAAGCUUGGACGAUAGUAUUUUUCAUUGGUGCUGGUGCCAUGAUCUUCGGAGGGUUAGUAUUCAUAAUAUUUGCUAAUACUGACCCAGAACCCUGGGGAAUUGCUCCUUCAAGAUCAACCGAUAAUCUAGCAACUGUCUUCGAAACUCAUAAGAAGCACAAACAUCACAAGGUUCGUGUUCAUCCCGUUUUCAGCCGACAAACAUCAGUCGCUUAAACCAAACUGUAAUCCAGUAAUAAACUUUCAACUGAUCAAUAAACUUACAUGGAUAUCAAAUAAUAGAUACAUGAUAUUCAAUAUUUUAAGCAUUUGAGAAA
This is a messenger RNA of Panonychus citri (citrus red mite), 1886 nucleotides long. Its product is annotated as sialin-like. The record is from RefSeq and is a predicted model, not a curated record. The coding region runs from base 202 to 1785 and encodes 527 amino acids. Gene Ontology annotation, molecular function: transmembrane transporter activity. The transcript is spliced from 5 exons. Lineage: Eukaryota; Metazoa; Arthropoda; Arachnida; Trombidiformes; Tetranychidae. Gene Ontology annotation, biological process: transmembrane transport.